GCCGAGCGUGCCAUUAGUAGACGAACCGUCAAUCCGAAAACAAGUGCCAUUCUCCGCAAAAAUACGCGCGCGAUUUUAUUUUGCAGUCCGGGUCGACACCCCUCACACCAUCGUUUCUGGUUUUAUGAGUUUUCUUUAUUUUGAGUGAAAAUUUUGGUUUUAUUUUUUGUUUUUUUGAGUGAUUUGAGGAUUAAUGUUUGAUUUCAUGGACUUUUUGGGAAAAAAUAAAGUGUCUUGUUAAGUGAUUUUAAGUUUUACGAACAUUACGAACGAUAUCAACGAACUUUUAGUGUUUUUAAGUGCUGAAGAUCUAACAGUGAUUAACCUUCAAGAUUUGUCCAUAUUUGAGUUUAAGUGCAGUUUUAACAACCGGAGCAGCAUUCGUCCAACUAACGAGGAUUAACACAGCUUGAAAGGCGCAGCAGCAGCAGUCUCUAAUCAAGGAUAUUUGCUACUUAAUCAACGGAAGAUCAAAUCUUCAAGCAGUUUUAGAGAUUUGUCCAAGAAUCCUUAAACGUUAUUUGCUCUCGAGGCAAGAGCACUUUUACGUUUUGUUUACGACACACAAACUGUUAAAUUAAAUUACCCGUUGAGACCUCCCUACACAAAUAUGACCGUCCAGACGAAAACCGUUGGCGCGGCCCGGUCCACCUCCUCGAUCUCGUCGGUGAGCCGCCGGAAGAGCACCACCGUCGUCCGGAAGAAGUACAAAGUCCAGUCCUCGUCGACCCAGUCCACCAAGUCGUACCGCGUGAUGGGCGGCUUCGAGCAGCGGCCGUGGACCCCGACCAAGCGGCGCGGACCGAUCGCGGCGGAACACCGCGGACCCGGACCGCAGUACCUGCUGCCCCAGCUACUGGGAACGCGCGUCGUCGACUCGAAGCGGGCGGCCGCACCUGCGUACAGCUUUGGCCAACGGCACCGGCCCCGGACGGAAUCGUUCUCGCCCGGACCGCUGUACAACAUCACCGGGCUGGGCUGCAAGGGCAAGGACACCCCGCCGGCCUACUGCCUCCAGAGCCGGCCCAAGGAGAUCCCGAAGUACCUGACGCCGGCCCCGGGCGAGUACAACGUGGAGAAGGCGGACAAAAUGCUGGUCAAAUCCGCCCCGCGGUACACAUUCGGCGUCAAGAAGCCGCCCAAGUCGACCAGCGAAACUCCAGCUCCCUGUGAUUAUAAGCCAGAAAAAGUAGUUUUAGAUAGCACACCUAAGUUUUCCUUCGGAAUCAGGCCGGAGGUGAAGAUUCGCAGCGAAACGCCAGCCCCCGGCACCUACUCUCCCGAGAAAGUAUUAAAAGACAAAUCACCAAAGUACAGCUUUGGACUCAAAGUGAUACCGGAAAAGCACGAGGAAACGCCAGCGCCCGGAGCGUACCAGCCGGAAAAGUCGAGCCUUCUGCUGGAUCGGAAGCCGGCCUUCACCUUUGGGCUGAAAACAAUCGUCGAGAAGCCGAACACCACGCCGGCACCGGGAGCGUACGAGCCGGAAAAGUCCAAGCUGGACAACACCCCGUCGUACAGCUUCGGCAUCAGGCCCAACCUCGACAAGCCAAACACGAAUCCUGCACCCUGUCAGUACGAGCCGGAGAAGUCCAGGCGGCUCGAUCACUCACCCGCCUUUCCAUUUGGCAUGCGAAUCAAUCACGACAAACCGAGCAAUACUCCCGCUCCGUCGGCUUACGCAGUAGAGAAAGUAAACCUAGCGAACCAACCCGCGUACAGUUUUGGCCAGCGAACGGCUGCCCAGAAGCCAAACACCAAUCCGGCUCCGGGAGCAUACUCCCCGGAGAAGGCACUGGCGGACAGUGGAGCGCCCAAGUAUAGCUUCGGAAUACGACCGACAAUCGACCGGGUGGACACGAUUCCCGCCCCCGGUGCUUAUUCUCCCGAAAAAGCCAAAGUAGAUAGUAACAGUCCGGCGUACAGCUUCGGAGGCAAACAUAACCUCGAAAAGCCAAACAAUGUGCCCGGUCCAGGGGCGUACAACGCGGACGUGGUAGAUAAGGGUAACGGGUUCAGCUUCGGACUGAGGCCUGAUUUGGCCAAGCCGAAUGCUGUACCGGGACCUGGAGCGUACGACUCCGACAAAGCUAAAACUGACAGCUGUCCGGCGUACAGCUUUGGUGGUAAACAUCACCACGACAAGCCCAAUAACGUGCCUGGACCGGGAGCCUACAAUGCGGAUGUAGUAGAUAAAGGUACCUCGUACAGUUUCGGUGGUAAACAUAACCACGACAAGCCGAACAAUGUUCCGGGACCAGGUGCAUACAAUGCGGAUGUAACAGACAAGGGCACUGCGUACAGCUUUGGGGGAAAGCACAAUCACGAUAAGCCGAACAACGUGCCUGGACCAGGCGCUUACAACGCUGAUGUUGUAGACAAAGGCACCGCUUACAGUUUUGGUUGUAAACAUAACUUGGCCAAGCCGUACAACGUUCCUGGUCCUGGUGCGUAUAACGCAGAUGCAAUGGACAAGGGUAACGCGUAUAGCUUUGGAGGCAAACACAACCACGACAAGCCGAACAAUGUACCGGGACCAGGUGCAUACAACGCUGAACUAAUGGACAAAGGAACCGCUUAUAGUUUCGGAGAAAAACAUAACCUUGCAAAACCGAACAACGUUCCUGGACCAGGUGCGUACAACGCUGAGCUAAUGGACAAGGGUAACGCAUAUAGCUUUGGUGGUAAACACAAUCACGACAAGCCGAACAACGUUCCCGGACCUGGUGCGUACAACGCUGAUGUUGUAGACAAAGGAACUGCUUACAGUUUCGGUGAAAAACAUAACCUUGCCAAGCCGAACAACGUUCCUGGACCAGGAGCGUAUAACGCUGAAUUAAUGGACAAGGGCAACUCUUACAGCUUUGGGGGUAAACACAAUCACGACAAGCCGAACAACGUUCCUGGACCUGGUGCGUACAACGCUGAACUAAUGGACAAAGGAACCGCUUACAGUUUCGGUGAGAAACAUAACCUGGCCAAGCCGAACAACGUCCCAGCGCCCGGAACAUACUCUCCCGAAAAAGCCAAUGUAGACAGUAGUCCGGCGUACAGUUUCGGUGGCAAACAUAACCUCGACAAGCCCAACACCAUUCCAGGACCGGGAGCGUACAACGCGGAUGUAGUGGACAAGGGAACCGCGUUCAGCUUUGGAGUCAAGCCGAAUCUCGAGAAGCCCAACACAAUCCCGGGUCCUGGGGCGUACGAUACCGACAAGGUCGUUGACAAAAACUCCCCUGCGUACAGCUUCGGCGUCAAGACCAACACGGCAAAGGUCAACAACACCCCAGCCCCAGGCGCAUACUCCCCCGAAAAGUGCAAGCUCGACCACACCCCCGAGUACAGCUUCGGAAUCAAAACCAACGUCGAAAAGAAAGAAACCAUCCCCGGACCGGGAGCGUACAACAACGAAGCGGUCAAGCUGGACAACACGCCAGCGUACACCUUUGGCGUGCGACCCGUAAUCGACAAGAUCGAACCGACCCCCGCCCCCGGAAGCUACUCGCCGGAGAAGCAAAAGCUCCACAACCCCGCGUUCACGUUCGGCGUGCGGCCAAACAUCGACAAGAUUGAACUGACGCCCGCACCGGGUGCGUACAACACGGAAUCGGUCAAGAUGGACCAUCCGCCGGCGUACACGUUUGGCGUGCGGCCGGUCAUCGACAAGGUGGACAUUACGCCGGCGCCCGGUGCGUACGAGGUGGAGAAGUGCAUGCUCGACCACGGACCGGCGUACCAGUUUGGGAUCAAGGUGCACCGCGAGAAGGUGAACGAUGGGCCAGCCCCUUGUGCCUAUGACCCAGACAAAUCAAAGCUAGACCACGCUCCUGCCUACACCUUUGGAAUCAAGCACAAAGGCGAAAAGCUGAAAGAUACCCCAGCUCCCUCAGCCUACCAACCAGAGAAGUUCAAGGUCGACGUUUCGCCGGCGUUCACGUUCGGUGUGAAGGUAACUUCCGAAAGGCUCAGUGACAUCCCAGAGCCGUCCUCAAUGGCCAUCGUGAACGGGGCAGGUGAUACCAACCAUCAAUCCGCAACCAGCAGCAGCAGCACCACGACGACCGCCGUGGCGACGGUCAACGGAGCCGGGUACAGCGCGGUAACCCAACAACGACAACAGAGUAGUUCUGCCGCCCAGCAACAGCAGCAGUCCCAGACGCAGGUUCAGGUCCAGAGUGACGGAUCUGGAGGUACGGUGACCAAGACUACCACGACCACAACCAGCAGCGGCUCGGUCAAGAUGACCCGGGAGCGGAAGUCGGUGCGGGAGGAGCACGUGACCGGUGUGGUGGUGUCGUCGUCCGACGGGUCGACGAAUGCCGUCACGAACGAGAACCUCGUGCCGAACUGCAUCGCCGGCGUCAAGUCGCUGCAGAACGUGGAACACCAGCACCGCAUGGUUUGCACGGGACAUUUCCGCGCUUAAAGUGUCUUGAGUUUCGGCAUCUCACGUUUUAUGAUUUUUUGUUUUAUUUUUGUUUUUUUUGAGAAAAAGUUUGUUAAAUGUUUGAUAGCUUGCUAGAUGUAGCUUUGAAUUGCUUUUUACUUUGAACUGUUCUUAAAGUUCCACCACAUUUUUUAUAAAGUAGUAACUGGUUAGUUUGUGUAGUUUGCAUGUCCCGAAAGCAGCGAAACUUGUAAGUAAUCUUAAGCUCCGAACGAGUACCACAUCCCGGACGUGCUCGGAACAAGCAAGGAGGGCCCCAUCCGAUCCGCCCCCGCCUACACAAUCACCGGCCG
Culex quinquefasciatus (southern house mosquito) is the source of this 4740-nucleotide messenger RNA. RefSeq names its product nucleoporin NSP1. The transcript is spliced from 12 exons. The record is from RefSeq and is a predicted model, not a curated record. Lineage: Eukaryota; Metazoa; Arthropoda; Insecta; Diptera; Culicidae. Gene Ontology annotation, cellular component: cytoskeleton. Bases 611 to 4426 code for a protein of 1271 amino acids.